AUGGCGACGGCAGGGAAUUCGAAGGCACCGAGUGGCGAGAAUCCGUCCUUAGCCGGGGAGCUCUAUCAGGCUGCAAUCUCUCUGCAUCAGAGUAUCAACCGGAUCGGGGCCAAGGGGGACAUGAUGUUCGAGAUUGGUCGUCUUGACGCCGCGCAUCGCGUAACUCUGUUUGAGUUGAGAUCGGAGAUGUUCGAGCUGUCGGAAAAGAUCAGCGGCCUGAUGCACGACGCCGCUCGUAUUGAAGCUAAAGGUGAGAUGGACACUGAUGGGAGGUCGUUGAUGGCAGAAAGAAAGGAGCUGCUCGAUCUGUUAGCAAAGGAGACCAAGGGGUUGUUCGGUGGCAAGGCAGGCAAUCUACCCGAAUCGAUUAGUGAGAUCCUACUGAAAUUCAGAAAUUUUGUCGGUGACAUCAAUUCAGUAUUUGAAGCAGAACAGACCCGCAAGGAGGCAGCGGCAGUGCUAAGCUUGGGCUUCAGGCUACACUUCUUCUCCAAGCAGAUCCAUGAGCUGUGGCAAGAGAUGUGCAAGUUGCAGAGUUUGUUCUCGCCAGAGAACAAAGAUGUCAUGAGAACAAUGAUCGUUUUGAAGAAUGAGUACCUGCCCCGUAUCUGCAAGUUGCAAUGGAUUGCUAAACGUGUCAGCAUGCUGCAGCAAGUGGACCCGGAUUUUGAUUCCAAGGUGAAAUUGAUGAUGAUACAGUUGAAAUCUGAAUCUUUCUUAUCAGCUAUGGAGGAGGUGGAGAGGGAACACAUAUGCAAAUCUUCCAUGGACGAGGAGGAGAGGAGGUUCGCUGCCUACCGUAUGAACUGGGACCGUAUAUGGGGGCACCACAAGAACUUCGACGACCAGACGCUUUUGAGCCCCAUGCUCUAUACACAUUGCACACCGCGCCGCAUCCCAAUUGAAGCUGCAGCCGGGAGUACCUUACAGAUCUAUUCCAUUAAAAUCUCGGCAACAAAAAAUCUCACAUUGCCAGUGGAGGUGUAUGGAGUGGUAGCAGCCCGAGAUACUGCGGACCGUCAUCGCAACCCUAUAUUCCUUCGCAGAAGUAACUACUGCCAAAGACUGGAAGAAAAUGAUUCCUUUUUGUGCCUGGAUGGCCCGGUUCGUGCGAUUGUGUCCAUGGGCACUGUGUACUUUGAAAUUCAACUAAAAGUAAAGGGCGCAUCAGAAUCUGAAGAUAGAGCAUUGAUCAGUACUUAUUUCUUCUACAACGGUGAUAGUUCCGGCGGGCAUGUGGCUAAGAACGACUUCUGCACAGUGGAGUUUUGCUGGGAGCAACUUCGGCAGUCAGUGCAGGCUACUAUCCUGAGUGUGUUUGUUACAUCUGUAGAUGGAAAAUUGCCUUUUCCACAUGGUGGCAGAGUUGUUUGCUCUUCACAACCUCAGGAUGGUAAUGAAGAUAUUGCUGGGCUCUCAUCCAGGCAAGUUGUGUUGGUUGAUUCAGAAGGCGGAAGAAUGCCAAUCGCUGAACAUGGCUAUCUUGAGCUGUCAAGAGAAGUGGUUUCUGUGGAAUUGAAUGGAGAGUUAAAAGUCCUUAUAGAGGCCUAUUCGACAACACAAUCUGUUGAGAGUGCUCAAGUCAUCUUAAUCACACCUAAAAAAUCCAACAUAACGAAAGUUGCAAGUAGCCUAUAUGCUGGUGGCCCUAAGGUGGAGAUUACUGUUGCUUGGUCCCUCAUUCCGUCGAAGAUGCUUAAUUGA
This is a messenger RNA of Triticum turgidum subsp. durum (durum wheat), 1704 nucleotides long. The record is from the annotation of a GenBank genome assembly. Lineage: Eukaryota; Viridiplantae; Streptophyta; Magnoliopsida; Poales; Poaceae.